Molecule: messenger RNA, 2649 nt
Organism: Caenorhabditis sp. 36 PRJEB53466
Lineage: Eukaryota; Metazoa; Nematoda; Chromadorea; Rhabditida; Rhabditidae
Source: the annotation of a GenBank genome assembly
AUGUUUGUUCCGUUCCUCUCUGCGGCCCACUCGCUCACUUCGCUCAUUCGCGACGGCGGACGUCCAUCCGCUCGUUCGGAUAUUCAUCGGUGUGUUUCCUUCCCUUCGUGCCCGCCCAUUUUCCCGUUGUCAGCUGACGAAAUGCUGCCGCGACUUCCCCAGACGAUUGCCAAAAUGCUCGCCUCCGAAACUCGGUAUUCGCUUCAGUUGCCGUGCUUUUGCAGUCUUUUUUGUUUUACUUUUUGUGCCGCAAAAAACGUUUUAUUGACUUUUGCGUGUGUCGCAGCCAAUCGGUUCGAACAAUCCAGUGUACAAACUGACUUCCGUUCGCUCAAUCCCAAUUGCCAAGUGCCAAUUCGCAAACGAAGUGCGCUGCCCUUUCCGUGAUGCAAAAUUCGGUUUCCCAUUCGAGAAGAGCCUCCAGAAUUAAUGACGUCACCGUCUUGUUUGUGUUUUUUGGAUGUUACACAAUACAAUACAUUUCUCUCUGUCCCCCAUAUCACUCACUCCAACUUCUAGCCUUAUCUUCUCACUUUCGAGACGGUCAUUGACCAUUGAACAGAAAAAUUAGUCUGCGCUCAUGCGAAGCCAUUUGCGAGUAGUCUCCCCCGAAUUAGUGCAUGUCACGUAUUUUGGAGAGAGGCAGCCGAGCAGGCGCCCCGGGCUCUUCGGCAGCCAGCAGUUGUCCGUCGCCCGGGCGCCCUUCGCUCGCAAGACGCUGCUUGUUUUCGACGACUGGCAGGAGACUCGGGCUCUUCUGGCUCCGCGCUCCUCGCUCCCCGAACCUAAUCAUAAUCCUCGAGAGUUUGAAUCGAUUGCAUGCGUGCAGAAUGGAAAAAACCCUCUCAGUUUCUCUGUCCUUGCCGUGUUCAAAUCCCUGUCUCUGUCUCCUCAUUCCUACGUGCUAUUGAGUCUUGAAAAAAAGAAGGUCGGUGCGAUUCUAUUGAACGAGCGCUCACAAACACAUCUCCCUCUCUCUCGCCACUUCUCUCUGCGUCUUUCGUCUUCGCCGCGCCCUACUCGUCGGUCUCUUUCGAUUUUUUCGUGCCGUCCAUCGACGGCGCCGCCUCUCUUUUCGCACUCACUCCCUCCCCUUUGCCGCAUUUUAUCUUUUCGGUGUUUUGUUUACUAGUGCCUGUUUCUCACUUUGUUCUGACCCUUUCGAUCGCUCACCAAUUUUGAACUUAUUCUUUUUGUUUCAGGAUGCCGAUCACCAAGAUUCACGCUCGCCAAAUCUACGAUUCUCGUGGAAACCCGACCGUCGAAGUCGACCUUUUCACUGAGAAAGGUAAGCAGAAACCAGAAUUAACGAACAAAAGAAGAGGAGAUAUUGGGAAAUCAGCAGCAGAUGAUGCAAUCGAUGAUGAUGAAAUUUUUAUUGCAGGAGUCUUUCGCGCCGCCGUCCCAUCUGGAGCCUCGACCGGAGUCCACGAGGCCCUCGAACUCCGCGACGGAGACAAGGCCGUGCAUCUUGGCAAGGGAGUGCUCAAGGCCGUGAGCAACAUCAACGAGAGGAUUGCUCCGGCUCUCAUCGCCAAGGGAUUCGAUGUGACCGCCCAGAAGGACAUCGACGAGUUCAUGCUGGCCCUAGACGGAACCGAGAACAAGGCUAACCUCGGAGCCAACGCCAUCCUGGGAGUUUCCCUGGCUGUCGCCAAGGCCGGAGCCGUUCACAAGGGACUCCCGCUCUACAAGUACAUCGCCGAGCUCGCCGGAAUCGGCAAGGUCGUGCUUCCAGUGCCCGCGUUCAACGUCAUCAACGGAGGAUCGCACGCCGGAAACAACUGGCCAUGCAGGAGUUCAUGAUCCUCCCGGUCGGAGCUUCCAGCUUCGCGGAGGCCAUGCGCAUGGGAUCGGAGGUCUACCACCAUCUCAAGGGCGAGAUCAAGAAAAGAUACGGUCUUGAUGCCACCGCCGUCGGAGAUGAGGGAGGUUUCGCCCCGAACAUCCAGGACAACAAGGAAGGACUCGAUCUCCUCAACACCGCCAUCGACAAGGCCGGAUACACCGGAAAGAUCUCCAUCGGAAUGGACGUUGCCGCCUCCGAGUUCUUCAAGGACGGAAAAUACGAUCUUGACUUCAAGAACCCCUCUUCUGAUGCCUCGAAGUGGCUCACUGGAGAACAGCUCUCGGAUCUCUACCAGUCGUUCAUCAAGGAGUAUCCAGUUGUGUCCAUCGAGGACGCCUUCGACCAGGACGACUGGGACAACUGGGGCAAGCUCCAUGCCGCCACCACCAUUCAGCUCGUUGGAGACGAUUUGACUGUCACCAACCCGAAGAGAAUCCGCACUGCCAUCGACAAGAAGUCGUGCAACUGCCUCCUCCUGAAGGUAACAUAUGAAACAUCUCAUCUAGUAUCUAAAGUUUAUUUUUCAGGUCAACCAGAUCGGAUCGGUCACCGAGUCGAUUGAGGCCGCCAAGCUGUCGCGCGCCAACGGCUGGGGAGUCAUGGUGUCGCACAGAUCCGGAGAGACCGAGGACACCUUCAUCGCUGAUCUCGUCGUCGGACUGGCCACCGGCCAGAUCAAGACCGGAGCUCCGUGCCGUUCGGAGCGUCUGGCCAAGUACAACCAAUUGCUCCGCAUCGAGGAAGAGCUCGGAGCCGAUGCUGUCUACGCCGGGCACAACUUCAGAAACCCGCAAGUGUAA